Molecule: messenger RNA, 759 nt
Organism: Raphanus sativus (radish)
Lineage: Eukaryota; Viridiplantae; Streptophyta; Magnoliopsida; Brassicales; Brassicaceae
Exons: 1
Coding region: 1-759 (252 amino acids)
Source: RefSeq, a predicted model, not a curated record
AUGGUAGAAAGGCUCCCAGGAGCAGCUCCUCCCAUUCGAAGAAGCAAUCAGGGGUCCUACUCCGAUACACAUUUCGUGGAAGAGAUUGCCUCGGUAGAGAUGCCGCGAAAGUUCUCUUUCCCAAGCAUAAAGAUGUACGAAGGUACUGGGGAUCCCGACAAUCACAUUGCUCAGUACAAGCAACACAUGCUAGCAGUAGCAAUCCCUCGUGAUGCACGGGAAGCUACCAUGUGUAAAGGAUUCGGAUCGACCUUGACCGGCCCUGCUCUUCAGUGGUAUACCAACUUGCCCACCAAAUCCAUCAAAUCCUUUGCGGCCCUUAGCGAUAAAUUCAUGGAGCAGUUCGCUAGCAGCCGUGACCUUGAGAAGAAUUCGGAUGAUCUCUAUGAGAUCCUCCAGCAUAGGAAUGAUCCCCUUCGUUCUUACAUAGCUCGCUUCAACCAGGCGAAGGUAGCUAUUCCUGAGUGCAACGCUGAUACGGCUAUCUCAGCCUUCAAGAGGGGUCUACUUCCAGAGGGAGACCUUUACAAGGAGCUGACCAAAUACAAAUGCAGAAUUAUGGAAGAUGUGCUGUCUCGUGCUUGGGCUCAAGUAAGAUGGGAAGAAGAUGUCGCUAGUAGGGCUAAAGCCUGUGCGAAGUAUGAUCAGAAGACAUCAAAGCCUACAAGGAGUGAACGCGACAAGCCUUCUCACUCUAAACCCGCUAGGGAGACUGGUAACCCGAACAAGGGCAGGUAUCAGCAUCGACCUUUGCCUUGA